AUUGAUACCCAUCGGCCGUGAUCGGGACUUGCACCACCACCACCACCACCAUCAAUAGUCAUCGCAGUUGGUGAUACCGAUCGCGUUGGCGGACGACACAAAUUGCUACCACCAUUGGAAGAGCGCGGAAGUUUGUCUCGUCGUCUGCACCUCCACAUAUUUGCUGUUCGUUGCAAAUCAGCCCGAAUGUGGUGAGAAGAGGCUCAAUAUGAAUUUUAAAUCCGCUGAACGCCAGCUUUGAACGACACACCGGUUCAGGAUUGUGCUUGCUGGCGGGGAAGUGCGUGCAAGUGGGUGCUGCUGUGUGUUAUCUUCGAGUUGUGUUUUCCGGAUCGUGCAAGGAUAGUAGUGAAAAGACCGCCCCGAAGGUUAAGGACGGUAUCUAGAAUAUUGAUAGCGCUCGGAUUGUGCAAAGUAGUGUGAAGAGGCAACGAACUUCCGACAAGCGUGGCAGAAUAGAGUUUGCGGAAGUGAUAUAUUUUCAAAACGGUAUAUUAUAGUUUUUAAAAAAGUGGAUCAAGAUGGUGCUAAAUCCAGUGAAGCAGUUCAUCAAAGCGGCUGAUCACAUCCCCACCCGCUUCAACAUCGCCAUUAUGCUGUUCAUGUCCUGCUUCGUGAGCUACAUGUUGCGGGUCAACAUGUCGGUCAACCUGCUAGCGAUGAUCCAGCCAACUGCGAACUUGGCACGACCCAUUGCCCGCCUGUCGAACGCGACCACCUCGAACGGUACCUCUUUUGCUGCACCCGCAGACGCAGUUAUGAAUUACGGCCCCCGCUACAACUGGUCCUCGCACGAUCAAAGCCUGAUACUGGGUUCCUACUUCUACGGCUAUCUGCUGACGUCGCUGCCGGCUGGAAUCCUCGCCGAACGAUUCGGACCGCGGAAUUUAGUCGGCUUCACGCACGCUGUGAGCGCCUUUCUGACGGCUCUGACUCCUCUGGCGGCAUCCUACGGACUGUGGUUCAUCGUUGCCAAUCGGGCGGCGCUGGGAAUCUGCGGGGGCGUCCUCUACCCGGCUCUGCACAAUCUCGUUUCCCAUUGGGCCCCACCGGACGAGAAAGGCAAAUUCAUUUCCGCCUUGAUGGGAGGCACCUUCGGAACCGUCGUCACAUGGCCCCUGGUUGGAGUGUUGAUCGAAACUCUCGGAUGGUCCUUCGCCUUCUACAUCCCGGCCGUGAUAAGCGCCAUCGUCGGUGCCUUUUGGCUGAUAAUAGUAGCCGAUUCCCCUGCCAAACAUCCACGCAUCGGAAAGGAAGAGCAGGACUACAUCGAAAAGUCCCUCGGUGAUACCAUCUCCAAGCAGAAUCUGCUUCCGCCGAUGAGGAAAAUGAUGACGUCGGUACCAUUCCUUUCCCUCCUGGUGCUACACUUUGGCAAUCUCUGGGGACUGUACUUCCUCCUGACGGCAGCGCCCAAGUUUAUGAGUGAGGUUCUUGGAUUCAAACUGGCCAAAGCUGGUUUCCUCGCAGCUCUUCCGUACCUUGCCCGAGCCCUGGCUGCAUUUGGAUUUGGAAGCAUCGGCGAUUACCUGAGAAAGAAAUCGUUCUUCACUGUUACCACAAUUCGCAAAUCAUUCUGUCUGUUCUCUCACAUAAUUCCCGGCCUGUUCCUCAUCGGGCUCAUCUACGCCGGGUUCGAUCCGUUCGUGUGCGUCGCCAUAAUCACCCUCUCGUUGGGUUUCAACGGCGCCUCCACCAUGACGAAUCUACAAAACUCACAGGACCUCGCCCCCAACUUUGCCGGUACCCUGUACGGAGUGAUCAACUUUGUCGGAACGACGAGCGGCUUCAUCUCUCCCAUGCUGGUGGCACACUUCACCGCCGUCCAGAGCACGAUGGACGAGUGGCAGUAUGUAUUUGCGAUAGGAGCCGCGGCCUACAUCAUUCCGGCCUUGGUCUUUGUCCUGUUCGGCUCUGCUGUGGUACAAGAGUGGAACGAGCCCAAGCAGCAUGAGCCCAAGACAACGACCAAACAGGUGCAAGAGACGUUUUGAAUAUGGGGAGGCAAACCCAAGCCCUCUUCCGAGGCCUCCUCUUCACCCACAGUGAUCCAGUAGCUGUAGAGCUGGUUGGAGCUUUUCCAGCAAGCUUUUCUCAUUUUUUUUUUUCUUUCUGUAAAUAUAGCUGAGUAAUGCAUGUGUGUUAGGAAAUUCACAUCUCAACGAAUCUCAUUUGUAAUGAUAGUCAACUGUAGCCGUUAAGUGAACCAAGGAGAAGUAUUAUUAGCUAGGGCUGGCCAAGUUAUAAAUAUCGUAAAUUGGUAUAUAAUUUUUCUAUAUACAACAAACCGGCACGUAAAUUAUGUAAUUCAGUGAAGCAAGCGUGGAGAUAGUGGUCCGUUUUUUAUGUAACGACAACUGUAUGGGCUCUUAUGCUCAGCCUAAACUAAACCAUUGCGGCAUCGAAAA
This is a messenger RNA of Ochlerotatus camptorhynchus, 2408 nucleotides long. Its product is annotated as sialin-like. Gene Ontology annotation, molecular function: transmembrane transporter activity. NCBI's taxonomy places the organism in Eukaryota, Metazoa, Arthropoda, Insecta, Diptera, Culicidae. Gene Ontology annotation, biological process: monoatomic anion transport; transmembrane transport. The transcript has 6 exons. Gene Ontology annotation, cellular component: membrane. The coding region runs from base 522 to 1994 and encodes 490 amino acids. The record is from RefSeq and is a predicted model, not a curated record.